AUGGCGGGCGCCAUCGCCAUGACAGGGGCCAUUGCCAUGACAGGUGUCAUGGGCUUAAGGGUGCUGACAGACAUCACGAUGAUGACGUGUAAUCCGUCACGCUGCUCAAACUUGUUUUCCAAGUCGGUCAUAACCGGCGGAGGCGGAAGAGGAAACGGUUCAUCCUCCACAUUCUGCAGCUGGCAUGGUGUCACUUGCGGAGGAGGCGGAAGAGGAAACGGAAGAGUGGUUUCACUUAAUGUGACCAGUCUACGCGGCGGUGAACUGGCGUCUUCCAUCGGAGAGUUAUCCGAGCUUCGAGUUUUGUCGAUUCCUGAAAACAUCUUCUUUGGCGAAAUUUCGGUGAGUUUGAUGAAUCUCCGGGGACUUGAGGUUCUUGAGCUUCAAGGUUUUGUUAUACCCCCAAGCGACGGUAUUGGUGUUGUUGUUGAUGCUUCUGUGUUUCACGAGUCAUUUCUUGCUGGCGGCAUUGCAAAACUGCUUCUUGGCAACGUUCUCAAGGAAGGAACUCCAAUUUCUGUGAACCCUCUCGUGAUUUGGGCUUGGGCAACGUUCUCAAGAAAGCUUACUAUGCAAGGGAAACAACAUAUUGAAUCUUCUAGCAAAGUAAACAAUAUCAAGCAUCGUGACGAAACACCGCCUGAUGUUCGAGUACGGAAACUAAAGGAUCAGCUCAUCCAAGCUAAAGUUUAUCUUUCCCUUCAGGCAGCAAGCAAAGAUUAUGACUUGCCAAGGAAUACAAAUGAGAGAAUGAAGGCAAUAGAGCAAUCAUUGAUGAAAGCAAGGCAAAUUCAAGAUGAUUGUGCCACAUCCGUGAAGAAGCUUAGGGCUAUGCUCCACUCAUCAGAGGACCAGCUUCGCGUGCACAAGAAACAGACCUUAUUCUUAACACAGUUGACAGCUAAAACACUGCCUAAAGAUAACAUAUUGGCCACAGCUGUUGUUGUGAAUUCUACUGCUGCCCAUGCUAAGGAUUCCUCCAAACAUGUUUUCCACAUUGUAACUGAUAGGCUCAAUUAUGCGGCAAUGAGGAUGUGGUUUUUGGCCAAUCCACCAGGAAAGGCGGCAGUUCGAGUUACAGUCCAGUUCUUAAGCAGCUAG
Molecule: messenger RNA, 1101 nt
Organism: Vicia faba (fava bean)
Lineage: Eukaryota; Viridiplantae; Streptophyta; Magnoliopsida; Fabales; Fabaceae
Source: the annotation of a GenBank genome assembly